Molecule: messenger RNA, 1311 nt
Organism: Penicillium digitatum Pd1
Lineage: Eukaryota; Fungi; Ascomycota; Eurotiomycetes; Eurotiales; Aspergillaceae
Source: RefSeq, a predicted model, not a curated record
AUGGCUGAAACUACUGCCGCAUCCACGAAGCCUGUCCACACAAUCGUGCUGGACGCUGGCCCGAUUCUCAAGAAUACCCCGCCGCUUUCAACCCUCCUUGCCCAGUGCGACGAAAUUAUCACCACCCCCUCCGUGGUGAGCGAGAUCCGCGACCCCGAUGCCCGCGCACGCGUUGAGACCCUUUACCUGCCUUUCUUAAAGCAGCGAUCCCCUACACCCAAGAGCUUCAAUAUUAUCAGCGAAUUCGCUCGCAAAACCGGUGACCGUUCUGUCCUGAGUAGAACCGAUAUUGAGGUCCUCGCGCUUGCCUACGAAAUUGAGUGCGAAAAGAAUGAAGGAGAUUGGCGGCUAAGAAGCGUGCCUGGCCAGAAGAGAAUCAAUGGAAAGCCGCCUGUUAAGGAGGAAUCCGAGGAGGCCAAGCCCGAGGACGCGGAGGUGGAAGCCAUUACGGAGGGCGUGAAAGAGACCACAGUGACAGACGUCCAGAAGGAGUCUCCUACGGAGAAAGAAACUGCUGCAGCCAACGAUGCUGACGAAAUCGCCGAGGUUGAUGUUGCGGUUGCUGAUGAAGAAGAGAAGGAUGAAGAUGUGGAUGCGGAUGAUGCUGCUGAUUCUGAUGACGGAGAAUGGAUCACACCCUCAAACUACAAAAAGCGUCUCGCUGAGGAUGAGUCGGGGACAGCGACUCUUACUGCUGCGCCCAAGACAAUGCAGGUUGCGACGAUGACCACGGAUUUCGCCGUAAGUACCCCCCCCAUAACAUCUUUCUAUCGUCCACUCACUCAUCCUGUACAGUGUCAAAAUGUUCUGCUGCAAAUGAACCUCAAUCUUCUGUCUACCACCACCCUCCAGAAGAUUCAACAUCUUAGAACCUUCAUCAAGCGCUGCCAUGCCUGCUUCUUGACCACAAAGGAGAUGAACAAGCAGUUCUGCCCUCGCUGUGGCAAGGAUACUCUCACUCGUGUCUCAUGCACGACCACUGCAAACGGCGCUUUCACAAUGCACCUGAAGAAGAACAUGCAGUGGAACAAGCGCGGCAAUGUAUACAGCGUCCCCAAACCGAUCGCAGGUAGCGCCAACGGCAAAUGGAAGGGCGGCGGUGGCCAGCGAGGAUGGGGCACCGAGCUCGUUCUUGCCGAAGAUCAGAAGGAGUAUGUCCGCGCCAAUGAGGAAGAAGCGCGGCGGCAGCGUCGUGAGCGUGAUCUCAUGGACGAGGACUACCUGCCUGGUAUCUUGACCGGCGAGCGCAAUAGGGCUGGCGGUCGUACUAAGGUCGGUGCUGGCCGCAACGUCAACUCGAAGAAGCGCUAA